Vicugna pacos (alpaca) is the source of this 4064-nucleotide messenger RNA. The record is from RefSeq and is a predicted model, not a curated record. Lineage: Eukaryota; Metazoa; Chordata; Mammalia; Artiodactyla; Camelidae.
CUUCUCUCCCAUGACCCUGCCCUGGCUCCCAACAGCCCCCCGCUUACCCGGCCUCCAGAGGGGCCCAGGUUCCCUCGUGUGAAGAACUGGGAGGUGGGAAGCAUCGCCUACGACACUCUGAGUGCUCAGUCACAGCAGGACGGGCCCUGUACCCCCCGACGCUGCCUGGGCUCCCUCGUAUUUCCACGGAAACUGCCAGGCCGGCCCUCCCAGGGCCCUCCACCCGCUGAGCAGCUGCUGAGCCAGGCCCGGGACUUCAUCAACCAGUACUACAGCUCCAUCAAGAGGAGUGGUUCCCAGGCUCACGAGCAGCGGCUUCAGGAGGUGGAAGCCGAGGUGGCAGCCACGGGGACCUACCAGCUUCGGGAGAGCGAGCUGGUGUUCGGGGCCAAGCAGGCCUGGCGCAACGCUCCCCGCUGUGUGGGCCGGAUCCAGUGGGGGAAGCUGCAGGUGUUUGAUGCCCGGGAUUGCGGCUCUGCACAGGAGAUGUUCACUUACAUCUGCAACCACAUCAAGUAUGCCACCAACCGGGGCAACCUUCGCUCGGCCAUCACAGUGUUCCCCCAGCGCACUCCGGGCCGUGGAGACUUCCGAAUCUGGAAUAGCCAGCUGGUGCGCUACGCAGGCUACAGGCAGCAGGACGGCUCCGUGCGGGGUGAUCCAGCCAACGUGGAGAUCACUGAGCUCUGCAUCCAGCAUGGCUGGACCCCAGGAAACGGUCGCUUUGAUGUGCUGCCCCUGCUGCUCCAGGCCCCAGAUGAGCCUCCAGAACUCUUUGCUCUGCCCCCCGAGCUGGUCCUUGAGGUGCCCCUGGAGCACCCAACGCUGGAGUGGUUUGCAACCCUGGGCCUGCGCUGGUAUGCCCUCCCGGCAGUGUCCAACAUGCUGCUGGAAAUCGGGGGCCUGGAGUUCCCUGCGGCCCCCUUCAGCGGCUGGUACAUGAGCACUGAGAUCGGCACUCGGAAUCUGUGCGAUCCUCACCGCUACAACAUCUUGGAGGUGAGGACUGGGCGCAGGUGGCAGGGGCGGGGGCCAGCAGAGGGACACACUAGGAACUGUGGGCCCCACCCCAUCCAGGGCUGGAGGAUCAAAGGCAAGCUGAGUGUUCUGGCCAAAGUGACCAUCGUGGAUCACCACGCAGCCACGGCCUCCUUCAUGAAGCACCUGGAGAAUGAGCAGAAGGCGAGGGGAGGCUGCCCUGCCGACUGGGCCUGGAUCGUGCCCCCUAUCUCAGGCAGCCUCACACCUGUCUUCCAUCAGGAGAUGGUCAACUAUGUCCUGUCCCCUGCCUUCCGCUACCAGCCAGACCCCUGGAAGGGGAGUGCGACCAAGGGCGUCGGCAUCACCAGAAAGAAGACCUUUAAGGAAGUGGCCAAUGCAGUGAAGAUCUCUGCCUCACUCAUGGGCACCGUGAUGGCGAAGCGAGUGAAGGCAACAAUUCUGUACGCCUCCGAGACUGGCCGGGCCCAGAGCUACGCGCAGCAGCUAGGGAGGCUCUUCCGGAAGGCUUUCGACCCCCGGGUCCUCUGCAUGGAUGAGUAUGAUGUGGUGUCCCUGGAGCAUGAGACGCUGGUGUUGGUGGUGACCAGCACAUUUGGGAAUGGCGAUCCGCCCGAGAAUGGAGAGAGCUUUGCAGCAGCCCUGAUGGAGAUGUCGGGCCCCUACAACAGCUCCCCUCGGCCAGAACAACACAAGAGUUACAAAAUCCGCUUCAACAGUGUCUCCUGCUCAGACCCACUGGUGUCCUCCUGGCGGCGGAAAAGAAAGGAGUCCAGCAACACAGACAGUGCAGGGGCGCUGGGGACCCUCAGGUUCUGUGUGUUCGGGCUGGGCUCCCGGGCGUACCCCCACUUCUGCGCCUUUGCUCGUGCGGUGGACACACGGCUGGAAGAGCUGGGUGGGGAGCGGCUCCUGCAGCUGGGCCAGGGCGACGAGCUGUGUGGCCAGGAGGAGGCCUUCCGCGGCUGGGCCCAGGCUGCCUUCCAGGCCUCCUGUGAGACAUUCUGCGUUGGAAAAGAUGCCAAGGCUGCUGCCCAGGACAUAUUCAGCCCCAGACGGAGUUGGAAACGCCAGCGGUACCGACUGAGUGUCCAGGCCGAGAGCCUCCAGCUGCUGCCAGGCCUGAUCCACGUGCACAGGCGGAAGAUGUUCCAAGCUACAGUCCGCUCAGUGGAAAACCUGCAAAGCAGCAAGUCCACCCGGGCCACCAUCCUGGUGCGCCUGGACACUGGAGGCCAGGAGGGGCUCCAGUACCAGCCAGGAGACCACAUAGGCAUCUGCCCGCCCAACCGGCCAGGCCUCGUGGAAGCGCUGCUGAGCCGUGUGGAGGACCCGCCGCCGCCCACCGAGCCUGUGGCAGUGGAACAGCUGGAGAAGGGCAGCCCUGGUGGCCCUCCUCCCUGCUGGGUGCGGGACCCCCGGCUGCCCCCGUGCACGCUGCGCCAGGCUCUCACCUUCUUUCUGGACAUCACUUCCCCGCCCAGCCCUCAACUUCUUCGACUGCUCAGCACCCUAGCUGAAGAGCCCAGCGAACAGCAGGAGCUUGAGACCCUCAGCCAGGACCCCCGGCGCUAUGAGGAGUGGAAGUGGUUCCGCUGCCCCACGCUGCUGGAGGUGCUGGAGCAGUUUCCAUCCGUGGCACUGCCUGCCCCACUGCUCCUCACCCAGCUGCCCCUGCUCCAGCCCCGGUACUACUCGGUCAGUUCAGCACCCAGCGCCCAUCCAGGAGAGAUCCACCUCACAGUCGCCGUGCUGGCAUACAGGACCCAAGAUGGGCUGGGUCCCCUGCACUACGGGGUCUGCUCCACAUGGCUGAGCCAACUCAAGACUGGAGACCCUGUGCCCUGCUUCAUCAGAGGGGCUCCCUCCUUCCGGCUGCCACCUGAUCCCAGCUUGCCCUGCAUCCUGGUGGGCCCUGGCACUGGCAUCGCCCCCUUUCGAGGAUUUUGGCAGGAGCGGCUGCAUGACAUUGAGAGCAAAGGGCUGCAACCCGCCCCCAUGACCUUGGUGUUCGGCUGCCGAUGCUCCCAGCUCGACCAUCUCUACCGUGACGAGGUGCAGGAUGCCCAGCAGCGCGGGGUGUUUGGCCGCGUCCUGACCGCCUUCUCCCGGGAACCCGACAGUCCUAAGACCUAUGUGCAGGACAUCUUGCGGACAGAGCUUGCUGCCGAGGUGCAUCGCGUCCUCUGCCUCGAGCGGGGCCACAUGUUUGUCUGCGGCGAUGUCACCAUGGCAACCAACGUCCUGCAGACGGUGCAGCGCAUCUUGGCAACGGAGGGCGACAUGGAGCUGGACGAGGCCGGCGACGUCAUCGGCGUGCUGCGGGAUCAGCAACGCUAUCACGAGGACAUUUUCGGGCUCACGCUGCGCACCCAGGAGGUGACAAGCCGCAUACGCACCCAGAGCUUUUCCUUGCAGGAGCGGCAUCUCCGGGGCGCAGUGCCCUGGGCAUUCGACCCGCCGGGACCAGACACCCCUGGCUCCUGAGAGCCCGCUUGCUUUCCACUUCAGUUCCCGGAAAGAGGGGCCAUCAGUCCACGACGGCGGUGCCGCUCUCCUGUCUGCCGGACCAGGACCAGCCACCUCCCCCGCCCCCUUCCCGAGGUGCCUUCCCACGCCUGUCCAGAGACUGGCCUUAUUCCCGGGAAUGUCUCUAUCUCUCUCUAGGCCUGUUUCCCUAACCCAGGUCUGAGUAAAUCUGGAAGGCCCCUCCGAGCAGUGGUGUUCCUGAGCCUACUGUCAGCCCUUUAGUGUUGAUUAGGUGAAUUUUAGAUUCCCCUCAUCUCUUUCAGGAAGGAGUAUCUUAUCUUGAAACCUGAUCUCUAAAUCAUUCAAAUAUUUAUUACUGAAGAUUCACCAUAAGAGACUGGACCAGAAGUUAUGAGAGCUACUAAGAUGUGUGACCCAGCACUGUCAAUUACAGUUACAGAAUGACAAGCUUUGUCUUUUAACUUCUGCAGUGAGAGGGAGGUGGAGGGGGUAAUUCUUUGACUGGGAGUCCUGCCCUACACACUCCUCUCUGACCCAGCCCUCUAAAAACAUGGUUUCCAGCCAAUUACGGGCAA